Molecule: messenger RNA, 1051 nt
Organism: Capsicum annuum
Lineage: Eukaryota; Viridiplantae; Streptophyta; Magnoliopsida; Solanales; Solanaceae
Product: probable bifunctional TENA-E protein
Exons: 3
Coding region: 140-805 (221 amino acids)
Cellular component (GO): cytosol
Source: RefSeq, a predicted model, not a curated record
GAGCUUAACUCCAAUUUUUUUUAAUUCUUAUGGCCAAGCAUUUACUAAGGUUUUAGGCCCUACAUAGUGCCUAGUGUUCUACACCUUUUACUCAAAGAAAAAGCAAAUAGUCUCCGCUGCGUAGCAAAGAAAGAAGAAAAUGGAAGAGAAGUUGAUGAUCCCAAAAUGGGUAAAUAAACACAAUGAACUGUACACAGCAGCAACAAGACACCCAUUUACUCUCAGCAUUCGUGAUGGCUCCGUUGACUUCUCUGCUUUCAAACUUUGGCUGGGGCAAGAUUAUAUAUUUGUUAGAGCCUUUGUGCCUUUUGUAGCAAGUUUACUGCUGAAAGCUUGGAAGGAGUCGGAUGACGAUUCAGACGUGGAGGUCAUUUUAGGUGGUAUUGCUGCACUGAAUGAUGAGAUAUCAUGGUUCAAGAGAGAAGCAUCUAAGUGGAGUGUUUCACUGUCCAGUAUCGUUCCUCAAAAGGCUAACCUGGAAUAUUGCAGAUUUUUGGAAAGCAUAACGAGUCCUGAAGUAGAAUAUACAGUUGCUGUUACAGCUUUUUGGGCAAUUGAAGCUGUCUAUCAAGAAAGUUAUGCGCAUUGUUUAUCAGAUGGCGCUAAAACCCCUGAAGAACUAAAAGAGACUUGUCAAAGAUGGGGCAAUGAUGGUUUUGGUCAAUAUUGCCACACUCUUCAAAACAUAGCUAAUCGUCGUCUUGAGAAGUCACCAGAAGAUAUUGUUUUAAAAGCUGAGGCAAUGGUAAUAUGCGUCCUGGAGUAUGAAGUUGAGUUUUGGAACAUGAGUCGCGGGGAAACCUAAGUAUCUCUUGCCUCGCACCAUUGCGCGUGCACUGGCAUUUCAAGUUGUGUGAGAUCGUUGGGUAUAAACGUUUGUCGCAUCUAUUAAAGAGGACGAGUGCAAUGAUAGGUUGUAGUCUAUACAGAAACAUGUUAAGUACUUCUAGCAAAUAAUUUACUUUGGCAUGUUUAGCCUUCGUUAAGUUUACUGUUUUCUUCUUCAAAUAAUAUGCAAAUUCAGGACAAUUUGCACACACCUCGACUAUUA